Molecule: messenger RNA, 1065 nt
Organism: Vitis vinifera (wine grape)
Lineage: Eukaryota; Viridiplantae; Streptophyta; Magnoliopsida; Vitales; Vitaceae
Exons: 3
Coding region: 1-1065 (354 amino acids)
Source: RefSeq, a predicted model, not a curated record
AUGCAAGAUAACGAAUCCUUAAGGGAGUUCGUGAAACGGUUUGGUCAAGCCGUACUUCAGGUAGAAGCUUACAGUAUGGAUGUUGUCCUGCAAAUCUUCAAGCGAAGCAUUUGUCCAGACACCCCAUUUUUCGAAUCACUCGCUAAAAAACCUCCUACGACGAUGGACGACUUGUUCAGACGUGCGAACAAAUACUCAAUGCUCGAAGAUGACGUGCGAGCAGCCACCCAACAAGUCUUGGUUGCUGGACAAGCAUCUAGAAGUGGCAUGGAAAGAAGUGCCAAACUUCCGGACCGGCCAGGGCCGUCCGAUCGAAGGCAGGAAGAGCCAAGUCGCCCGGAAAGGCCGCCCCUCACACCUUUCUCCAUAUCAUAUGAGAAACUUCUCCCUAUGAUCCAAGGCAUGUCCGACUUCAGGUGGCCUAGACCCCUCGGAACGGACCCAUCCAAAAGAGAUCAUAGCAAGAGAUGUGCCUUCCACAAGGAACAUGGUCACACAAUAGAGACAUGCAGGUGCCUCCAUUAUUUGGUCGAAAGGCUCAUCAAGGCGGGACAUUUAAAGCAAUACCUCCGCUCAGAUGCCGGAGGUAGAGACGCUUCCCAAAAUCACAACUCUGGAGCUCCCAGGGCCCCAGCCACCCCCAAAGCCAUUAUAAACUAUAUUAACGGAGGCUCAUCUGACGAGGAGUAUGACUCCAAACGAAAGAGACAAAAGUUUUUGCGGGCCGCAUCGCCGCACCGUGACGCCCUCAUCCUAUCCCUAGAGAUAGGAGACUUCGACGUGAGACGCAUCCUGGUUAACCUGGGCAGCUCGACCGAUCUUGUGCAAGCAUCGAUCGUUAGCCACAUGGGGCACAGUCUCACGGGCCUCGAAAACCCUGGGCGAAUCCUAUCCGGAUUCAACGGGUCGUCAACUACUUCCUUGGGAGACAUUGUACUGCCGGUCCAAGCUGGCCCAAUCACUUUCAACUUAGCCGCUCGCCAAUACUACCAGAUAGCACAAGAAGCAGAGACCAACCAGGAGGAUGCAUCCCUCCCUGAGUCCAGCCAUGCACGUAACCAAUAG